AUGCCUGGUCUCACUCUGCAUCUCCUUGCUCUUGCUCCCUCAACCACCGCCGAGUCCUUUCUUCGCCAGCUCCGCCAAUCCUCCGCCGUCAAGAUCAUUCUCGCCUCUCGUCCACAACACAUCGUUAUUCCUCCCACCCUCAUUGACUCCCGUCUGCUGACGACCACAAAAUGGGAUCUCCUUGUUCUCAUUCAGCCGUCCUCGUUGACCCAAGAAGCAGCCCUUGAAUCACUUCCGCCUAACCUACAACCCCUCGUGCAACAGGAGUACCGUCUCGCCGUCGGUAUCCCCUCAAAGCUUCUAUCCAACUACGAUGACCGCGACAAAUCUCUCAAACGAGCCGCCUCCUCCAUCCCUCUAACCGGCUCUCUGGCCAAUGCCCACCAGAAGCCUUCCUCAAAGAAUCUGGAACUCUCACCAGAUCUACUAGCUUUUAUGGACACCCUCACGCGUACACACGAUGGCCCAGUCACCAUGCUAAAUCUGCUGCAUUUCCACCACCCCAACGGAAAGAAAAGCUACUACCAAUACGGACAGGCUUUCAUCCCUGUCGCUGGUAAGCGCGGCGGGAAUGCAAAGCUCGUAGGGAAUGUGAUCAGACCCGCUUCGACCGCCCAGGUCGACUCGCGGGGAAGCCUCGAUCGACCAGAGACAGAUUGGUGGAACGAAAUCUCGCUGGUGCAUUACCCGUCCAUCAGGCACUUCUGCGAUAUGCUGGCUGGCGAGGACUAUCAAGCGAUCAAUGAGAAGUAUCGCUUGUCUGCUCUUCGAGACACGUUCUUGCUUUGCACAACAGAGUUCGACGUGGAAACUUCGCCUGUCAAACUAUGA
Molecule: messenger RNA, 831 nt
Organism: Aspergillus fischeri NRRL 181
Lineage: Eukaryota; Fungi; Ascomycota; Eurotiomycetes; Eurotiales; Aspergillaceae
Exons: 2
Coding region: 1-831 (276 amino acids)
Source: RefSeq, a predicted model, not a curated record